This is a messenger RNA of Panicum virgatum (switchgrass), 1688 nucleotides long. RefSeq names its product putative F-box/LRR-repeat protein At4g13960. Gene Ontology annotation, molecular function: protein binding. The transcript is spliced from 5 exons. The record is from RefSeq and is a predicted model, not a curated record. The coding region runs from base 184 to 1560 and encodes 458 amino acids. NCBI's taxonomy places the organism in Eukaryota, Viridiplantae, Streptophyta, Magnoliopsida, Poales, Poaceae.
CCGUUUGACCCAGCCGAUUUGCCCAUCCAUACCUCCCGGGCGCCACCGCCGCCGCCGGAAGUGCAUAGCUCCACCAAAACCAUCGCUCCAAAAGAUCCUCAACCACCGAUGGGACUGUCUCCGCCUCUCCGGGACUCCAGGAAUCGCGGCAGCAUCCGCCGGCCUUAGAAGCUGCUGGAUACCAUGGUGAACGGCUGCAGCGGCGCCGCGGAGCUCGCGCCCUCCGCUGGUACGCCCGGCGCCCACUUCACUCGCCGGCCGUCUCGUCCUCCGCGCCGCUCGCCGGUUGCCCAACUCCCGUCACCGCUCGCCGCCGCCGCCGCCCGAAACCCCCGCAGCGUCGACGCCCGCAGCCUGCUCGACGGAAUGCCUCGUGCCGAGAGCAAGAGAGCGGCUUGCUGCGACGGCAUUGAUGUCCUCCCGGACGAAGUUCUGCAGCACAUCCUCGGCUUCCUGGAGGCGCAGGAGUCCGUGCGGACCUGCGUGCUUGCCCGCCGCUGGCGCCACCUCUGGAAGUCGGCCACGGGCCUGCGCAUUGCCGCGGACGAGGGCGAGUUCUUGGGGUCCGUGGAAAAGCUCUGCGAUUUUGUGGACAGUCUACUGCGACACCGCGGAGGCUCGCCUCUCCAUACGUGCAAGCUCCGGUUCACUUCGUUCGGGCAGGUUAUGUCAGAUUGCUUAUACAAACAUGACGACCGCUUGAUGCGCCUUGUGAACACCUGGUUCUGGCAUGCUGUAAGGUGCCAGGUUCGUGUCCUCAGCCUCAAAGCAUAUGACACUGGUCGUUUCCUACAAGAACCCACCCUUGCUCUAGAGGACAGACCUAUCGACUCCCGGCACCUGAUGAGGCUAGAUCUUUACAGCGUGGUGGUUGGCAGGAGGUUCGUUAAUUUCUCCAACUGUCCGUCUUUGGAGCACCUAAAGUUUCGGAGCUGUUAUUUUGAGCCGGAGAAUGAUUCACGCCUUCAUAUUUGUGCGCCAAGUCUGGUUUCACUACUUCUAGAUGACAUUUGGGGUCUGAUUUCCUCGCUUGAGAGCAUGCCAUCGUUACUGAAGGCUGCUGUAACAACUGAGAAUUCUUGGGAAUCUUGUGACCGUGGCGAUUGUAACUGUGAGUUCUGUCACAAUUCUUAUAGUAUAGGUGAUGACACUGGCAGUAACGAUUGUGUGCUACUAAAAGGUUUAUCCGAAGCUAAGGAUUUGGCAUUGAUUUCUGGACCUGAAACGUUUAUUUUCAAGAGGGAUUUGAGAUGGUGUCCGAUGUUCAGUAAUUUAAAGACCUUGUUGCUCAAUGACUACUGGUGUGUGCCUGACGACUUCCGUUCUCUGGUUUGUAUUCUUGAACACCCACCAAUUCUAGAGAAGCUCACUCUUGAACUCUUUUCCAAGAAGCAUAGACAACAAAGGGAAAGGGAAGCAAGUCUCAGACCGAUGGAGGGAUCAGCUGUAAUUUUGGAACACCUUAAGAUAAUCGAAGUCAGAUGUCAUGCUGUUGAUGAGAGGAUUUGUAAACUUACCUUAUUCCUGUGUGCGUUUCACAUACGUUUGAGCUUUACCUAGACGUGCAAGAAAACUUGGGCUGUUGAUGGUUCUACUUUGCUGCCAUGCUCAUAUGGUUUGUGCACAUUUACCUGGUGACCUGGAUCAAUUAAUUGUCCUAAUCAUACUUUGAUUCAGCAUUGAGAUGG